Messenger RNA from Glarea lozoyensis ATCC 20868, 453 nucleotides. RefSeq lists its product as uncharacterized. Bases 1 to 453 code for a protein of 150 amino acids. The record is from RefSeq and is a predicted model, not a curated record. Gene Ontology annotation, biological process: proteasome assembly. Gene Ontology annotation, cellular component: cytoplasm; nucleus. NCBI's taxonomy places the organism in Eukaryota, Fungi, Ascomycota, Leotiomycetes, Helotiales, Helotiaceae. The transcript has 2 exons.
AUGCGCAUCGCCCCCCUCCCCUCCCACACAACCCAAAUCUCAACCACCUCCCUCUCCGCCCCCUCCGCCCCAGGCCUCCACGACACUCUCCGCGCCGGCGUCGGUCCCACCAAAUCCACGUCGACCACCACCUCCGGCACACCAGAUAGCGCGCACCCGUUGGAAUCCCGCCUCAAGAACUGGGAAGCGACGCAGGAGAGCCUGAAGAUGACGGGGUUGCGUAGGACGUUCGGGAUGAGCGAGGCUGUGAGACGCGGGAUGGAGUUGAAGAUUGUGGGGGAGGGCGCUUGGAGACCUGCUGUUUUGGGGGGGAAUGGUCGUGGUGACCUCCACGAAGACAUUCUAAGAGGAAGAGAUACCGAGAUUGUAUGGGAGGAUAUCUUCACCGGGGAUGAGUUGAGGACGAUUCCGGGUUUCCACGAUGAGAUGGAGAGGAAGGUGAAGAUGCAGUAA